Molecule: messenger RNA, 1915 nt
Organism: Miniopterus natalensis
Lineage: Eukaryota; Metazoa; Chordata; Mammalia; Chiroptera; Miniopteridae
Source: RefSeq, a predicted model, not a curated record
CGGCUGUGCUCAGGCCCGUGCCUGCGCCCUGUCCCGGGGACUUUGUCCUGAGGGUGGACGUGACGACCGAUGACGACCACUGAUGUUGAUGAUUUUCCUUUCUGGUCGUGGGCUGCAGGCCAGAGAAGAGCGAAUCGUGGAACUGGAAAUGGAAAACGCUGGUCUCCUCCUGAAGCUGGCAGAGUGCCAAGGGGUGGCGGGGACCAGGAGGCCCGAGAGCCGUCUGCCCGGGAGACGCCUGCCGCUCCUCCAGCUCCAGCAGGCGGCUCAGAAGCUGAGGCAGGACCUCCGGGAACUCCAGGCGUCCUCUGUGGAGCUUCUCAGGAGUUGCCGGGACCAGCAGCAGGCCUGUCUGUCCGAGAUUCUCGCGGCCACCCGGGGAGCGCAGCGGCACCUCGAGGCUCUGCCUUCGUGGAGGGCCAGGGCCUUGCGCCUGGAGCAGUCCUUGCAGGAGGCGCGCGCCCGCUUCCACCGCGAGAGCCAGCGGCGCCAGCAGCUGCACAACUGCCUGGUGGAGCUAAGGGGGAACAUCAGAGUCCACUGUCGGAUCCGCCCGCCGCUGACCCUGGACGACGGGCCCGGCAGCCCGGUGUCACACAACAGCCCUGCGUCUGGAGAAGUGGCCCACGCCGUGGAUGAGGAGACCGUCCUGUUGAGCUGCCGCCGGCCCGGCCACCCUUCCACUCAUAAGACAUUUAACUUUGAAAGAGUCUACGGCCCAGCCGAGGGUCAGGGGUCGGUGUUCGCGGACGUGGGCCCCCUGCUCACCUCUCUCCUGGACGGGUACGAUGUUUGUGUCAUGGCCUAUGGGCAGACCGGGAGCGGGAAGACCUACACCAUGCUGGGCCCGCCUGCCCCGCGCGCGCCCCAGGGCCACGCAGGGAUCAUCCCCAGGGCCGCGGAGGAGCUCUUCAGGCUUAUUUCAGAAAAUCUGCCCGAGAGCCCCAAGGUCGAGGUCUCGGUCAUGGAGGUUUACAACAACGACAUUUUUGACCUUCUGGCCAAAGACAGCUGCACAGCCACGUCCGGGGUCCGGCGCGAGGUGCUGACCACCAAGGAGGGGAGAAAGGAGGUGUCCCCGCUGACCUGCGUGCCUGUCUGGAGCGCAGGGGAGUUGAUGGAGCUGGUGGGUGCAGGCCUGCAGCUCAGGGCGAGGCGCCCAACCUCGGUGCACGGGGAUUCUUCUCGCUCUCACCUGAUAGUCACCGUCACUCUCACCGCAGCCGCCUCCGGGGACAACACGCCAGAGCCACGGUCAAGUCCAUCACUGCCCCGGGAGCCCGAAUGCCCCUCGCCCCAGCUGCCCGCGACCGGGAGGAGACAGAGUCCUUCCCGAAGAGCUUCGGCCAGGUCCCCGGGGGCCCCGCCUGAGAGCCCCGCCCGGCACACAGGGCAGGUGCGCGCCAAGCUGCAGCUGGUGGACCUGGCGGGCAGCGAGUGCGCAGGUGUGUCUGGAGUGAGAGGACCGGCCCUGAGGGAGACAUCCUUCAUCAACCGGAGCCUGGCGGCCCUCGCAGACGUCCUGGGCGCCCUGGCGGAGCGCAGAGGCCACGUCCCCUAUCGGAACAGCAAGCUUACCCACCUGCUACAGGACGCUCUCGGAGGAGACGCCAAGCUGCUGGUGAUUGUCUGCGUGUCCCCCGGCGAGCAGCACGUGGCAGAGACGCUGCAGAGCCUGGGCUUCGGGGCCCGCGCGCGGCAGGUGGAGCGGCAGGUGCAGCGGGGCCGCCCCGCCCGCAGGAGGCCCAGGCCUGAUGCUUUCGGUGGCCCGGGCCUGGGCAGCCCCACUGGGCACAUGGACACCUCCUGCACCAGGCCCUGCCCGGCAGCCCAGCAGGCCCACGCCACCAUGCUGACCCUGGCCCUCACCCGCGCCGUGCUGUCUAGGAUCUGCCUACCCAGAGCUGGCACCUGA